Aspergillus oryzae RIB40 is the source of this 675-nucleotide messenger RNA. RefSeq lists its product as uncharacterized. The transcript has a single exon. The coding region runs from base 1 to 675 and encodes 224 amino acids. Gene Ontology annotation, biological process: intracellular copper ion homeostasis; intracellular iron ion homeostasis; positive regulation of transcription by RNA polymerase II. Gene Ontology annotation, molecular function: DNA-binding transcription factor activity, RNA polymerase II-specific; copper ion binding; RNA polymerase II cis-regulatory region sequence-specific DNA binding. Gene Ontology annotation, cellular component: nucleus. Lineage: Eukaryota; Fungi; Ascomycota; Eurotiomycetes; Eurotiales; Aspergillaceae. The record is from RefSeq and is a predicted model, not a curated record.
AUGGCGUUCCAAGAUCCAUACAAGGAGCAGUUUUUCACGUCGCCGGACAACGAUAUGACCUUGGGUCCUACUGGAUUCAAUGCACCCCCUGUCGACUGGUCAAGCUUCCCUCUGUACUCCUCGGAUGUUCCUGCCGCGACCAGCACACAAGCUCCCUCUUACGCGAGCUUCGACUACAAUUCCAUGAGCCACGGACUACCAGCUCCGUCGUCGUCCGGCGAUAUUUCUGAAGUGGAGGAUUUCGCACCAUUCUCCGGCUUCGGAAAUGCAGGCAAUGACCUUCAAGAUCUCGCCAGUGGGAGUGAAGGUUCGGAUCUCGACCAUUUCCGCAUAAGUUCCGCAUCAUCAUUUAUUGGCCUUCCUCAGGCGCAACUCUUAUCGUCAAAUCAGCUGGACUCAAUCAACAUUGACGACUUCCUCAAGUCCGCCAAUGAGUCGACAGCAGCGUUAGAGCAUCAACUUCAAGCCAAUAUGGGCAUGGAACCCAAGCCACUCCCGUCGCAGGACGCCUAUGCCAUCUCAGACGCCCAGACCUUCAAACCGAUGACUACCCCUACGACGAGCCUUUCGAUGACGACGUCUGCUGCGGAUCCCAUGUGGCCCGCGGCGCUCUUUGACCCCGCCGCCGCAUCGGUCGAUGACAACAAUUUCUAUCCGCCGUCAUGGGUGCAGUAG